UAUUGAUACCCAUUUUGCCCACUACUCUCAUAUCCAUGAUAGGCGAGAGACGACUUAACAAGAGAUUCAACCACAAGCUGUACUCCAUCAAACCCAAGCAUAGGUUGUUCAGCCAGCACCCCACGGUCAAUGAUGAGCUGCCUAACCGCAUCCUUUCUGGCACGGUCCUGGUGAAGACCAACGUGUCCAGGAUCGAGGGUUCCAGCGUGAUGUUUGAGGAUGGGACGGUGGAGGAGGACAUCGACCUGGUGGUCUUCGCCACUGGAUACACCUUCUCUUUUCCCUUCCUGCCCUCAUCUUUCAUCUCAGUUUCAGAGAACAAGACUUCGCUCUACAAAUACGUCUUUCCCCCCACACUGGAGCGCCCCACACUGGCCAUCAUCGGGCUGGUCCAGCCUCUGGGGGCCAUAAUGCCCAUUUCAGAGAUGCAGGCACGAUGGGCUACACGCGUCUUCAAAGGGCUGAACAAACUUCCCCCGGUGAACAGAAUGCUGAAGGACAUCAAAGUAACCAAGGAAAUGAUGGAGAAAAGGUAUGUGACGUCUCAGAGACACACCAUCCAGGUGGACUACGUCCGUUACAUGGAUGAGCUGGCGAGGCAGUUUGGGGUGCGGCCCAAGCUCCUCCGGCUGCUGCUGCGGGACCCUCGCCUCGGCCUCAGCGUCCUGCUGGGACCCUGUACCCCGUACCAGUACCGGCUAUACGGGCCAGGUCAGUGGGCAGGGGCCCGGCAGGCCAUUCUCACGCAGUGGGAGCGCGUGGCCCAGCCAAUGAAAACCCGGGCCGUGCCAGAGCCCCCCUCUUCAAGGCUGCCAUUGCUGCUUGCUCUCAGUGGCGCCGCCCUACUGGUGGCAGCUGUCUGUGCCCGAAAAAACUUUCCGGACCUCUUGGCUUCCCUGAGCAAUUGGAGGAUGUAUGUGCCAAAGCCAUUCCUUCACAUGGUGUAAAAGUGCGCUGAUAACAGAAAAAUAAGCUUUACCCUGGGAAACUGCAUUUAUCCCAUGUAUUAUCAGAGGUGGAAUGAUUUAUAAUUACACAGUUCAUAUGAUGUGCAAUUUAAAAAUAAGUCUCCUACUGUGGAGGAAAGGUUCCAGUAUGGCUGGUGAGAGGUGCAUAGUGGGAUUGUUGUCAGUGUCUUAGGCCUCAGGCAAGAAGAAUGUGUCUUGGGCUGACCCUGAAACCAGGAGCUGACACGGCCUGUUUGUGAAGAUAAUCAGAACCUUUGCUGAAAGAAUGGGACGUCCUACGUAGGCUGCUCAGUACUGCAGUGGAAGAUAACGGGAAAGCAGUCAGAGGUUCCGAGAGGAGACAAACAGGCUUAUUUUCUUAUGUGUGUGCUAUAUUUACCUAUUUCGAGGGUCAUGUGAUCUAAUGGCUGUGUUGUAAUGAAAUAGAUUAAUCGACCAAAUAUAUGGUGAGGUAUGGGUAGUUUGAUGAGCUGGAUUGCAUAGUAUUGUUUAACUUGGGGACAUGAUGUAAGGGGUUAGCAAGGGUGGGUGUAACUGGUGGUAAUGCAGAGGUGCACAAGGUCAACACCUCUGCACACAGACGAGAGCCCCUGCCUUAACCAAUAGGGUACAAUAUUGCCUUUUAAGGGGAUUUGCAGAAAUGUAUGAAACGUGAGCAUGUACUUUGUUUAGGAGUUUCUUAAGCAAGCAAAUUUUAUCUUAAGUCAUGUCAGGUAAAUUCACUUCAUGCCGGGUGCUCAACAGAAUUUAAGGGAAAGUAACAAGAUUUUUUAGUUCCACACUAUCAUUAUAAAUGAGCUUGCAAUAAAAGGUUAACCUUGUGUAAGUCAGCAAAUGUAAUAACAGUAUCUUAUUUUCUUCAGUUAAUAUUCAUAUUCUGUACUUAAUCUCUUUAAACAUGUUAAUCUUAAUCUCUUUAAAAAAAUAAAUUAUGUAGACACAGAUUAA
Messenger RNA from Paramormyrops kingsleyae, 1916 nucleotides. NCBI's taxonomy places the organism in Eukaryota, Metazoa, Chordata, Actinopteri, Osteoglossiformes, Mormyridae. The record is from RefSeq and is a predicted model, not a curated record.